AUGGCCGUACCUCCCGAAGUAGCAAAUGAUGCCCUGAAUGCCACGCUCGCUGUCGUGCAAUCGCUCGUUCAGCGCUGCAUCAAGGUGAAGAAGGGUGAUCCCGAGGCCUUAAGGCUGUCGGACGAGAUUGCCAGGCGUGUGGCAAAAGACUUAAAACUAUACAGUGGGAAUGCUACAUCAUUCUCCCCACAGCUACUCUCAUUUGCCACCGUUGUGAGACAGCACUCAAAGGGCGGGGCCUUUGAAAACGUCCCCGACUGGACCUCCGUCACCAACGACGACCCUCGGAUAAAGAAUCACCCACGAUUCGAGAAGACCGUGGACUAUCGCCCCCCCUCCACAUUUAACCAUCCCGCCAUCGGGACAUCGACUGAUAUUCCCGCCACCGUCCCAAUACCACCGGCCAUCAUCGUCCCACCAUCGACUCCCUCGACUCCGCCAUCUAUGCCAUCCCAAACGGACCUGGAUGUCAUCGCUACGCCAGUAGAGGAACCGAAACGACGGUUGCAAGCGGCCAAGAACCCGCCCCGUGUCGGUCAUCCAGCACAUCCGCCCCUAAGAUACCGACAUUUGUAUUUUCCAGAAGCUGAGAGGGAACAAUGGAAGAUAGCUUCCGCGGCUGGCGAUAGCAAGAAGAGGAAGGUGGAAGAUGAAGAUACUGAUGGGACCAAAGUUGCCAAAAAGAUGAGGAAGGUGAAGUCCGAUGUCAAAAAAGAGCCAACCGGAGGAGUCAUCCAUGUAAAACGAAGGGCAUCCAACAGCUUACCGCUCCAGGAAUUGCCGCCUGUCGCUACUGACAAGGACGUUCUCCUAGUCGCAGACAAGGAUUUCCUGGAUGCAGAAACUCGGCCUGCAGAAUGGGGCUCGGAUUCUGAUGUCGCUACUCCUUGGCAGCAUUCCGUUCGUUACCACCCCCGGCGCUGCGACAAGUGUGCCAAGUUGGACGUAGCCUGCCUUGUCCUCCCCGACAAGAAAUUCGGGUAUACACGCCUCGCCUGCGCCAAUUGCGACAACAUGAAGAUCGUGUGCGCAAUCGACGGCGUUGGUGUCCGGCAGAGGUUGCAAGGUAAUGCGGCGAAAGCAUCCUCUGACGCGUGCAAAACCCCCAAGACGUCCAAGUCCCGAGCUGUCUCCGAAAAAUUCGCGGCGCGUCCUUCUCGCUCUCAACGGAGCAUUGCUCGUAGCAAAGGAGCAGAGAAAAAGCCCACGGAGGUCCUUCCGGGUCAGGCUCAAAUACAGCCGGAAAACCGGCAAUCACCUGCGCCCACCAACCUGCUGGAACCAGAGCCCACCGCAAGAGAAAUCUUGCAGGGCAUCCAGGACCUCAGUCGGAGGUUGGAUCUCCUCGCCGCCAAUGAGCGGGUAGACGCGUUGGAGGUCAGAGUGGGUUCAGUUGAGACCAACCUGCUUCAGCGGUUGGACGAGUUAGAGCUCCGGCUCAACGAAUCUGAUGCCCGGUGGAAAUCUUUGGAAUCCAUAAAAUAG
Messenger RNA from Suillus fuscotomentosus, 1485 nucleotides. RefSeq lists its product as uncharacterized. The coding region runs from base 1 to 1485 and encodes 494 amino acids. The record is from RefSeq and is a predicted model, not a curated record. The transcript has 6 exons. Lineage: Eukaryota; Fungi; Basidiomycota; Agaricomycetes; Boletales; Suillaceae.